This is a messenger RNA of Peromyscus leucopus (white-footed mouse), 2178 nucleotides long. It is a transcript of the gene C11H5orf34, whose product is annotated as chromosome 11 C5orf34 homolog. The record is from RefSeq and is a predicted model, not a curated record. The coding region runs from base 24 to 1952 and encodes 642 amino acids. The transcript has 12 exons. Lineage: Eukaryota; Metazoa; Chordata; Mammalia; Rodentia; Cricetidae.
GUGUGGCAUACCCAGGCGUAGAAAUGGCCGCUGAAGUCCGAAUGGUGCUUUAUGAAGAUGACUCGGUCCAAGUACAGUAUGCCGAUGGUUCCAGACUGCAGCUCUCUCCGUGUGGCUCAGAGUUUCUAUUUGAAAAGGCACCUCCUCUUUCAACACAUCCUUUAGAGCAACCAGAGAGAAUUCGUCAACGGACACACUUUGUCAUUAGUACCUACCGAGAGCAACUGCAGCGAGCCCUAGAUUUUCGAAACUCUUCAGCUACAUGCCCUUUUUUAUCUGAAAGCCUCACACCUCCUGAAAGAAAAAAGCAUAUCUUCAUUGAUUUCUCGGAAGUAAAAUGGCCCAGUGUUGAUAGAGAUGACAGCAUCACAUAUUCGGAGAGUGGCGCUGUGAAGAUAACAUCACUCGAUGGACACGCAUACCUGUGCCUACCCAGAUCUCAGCAUGAAUUUACAGUGCAUUUUUUGUGUAAAGUGAGCCAGAAGCCAGACUUGCCUGUAAUACUCUCUGAAACAAGUAAUCAGGUCCCAAAAGAUAAACGAGUUGGAAAGACGAGCAAAAUCUGCACACGUGCAAGUUUAUCAGGACAAGGAUUACAGAAUAAAGAAAACGAACUUCAUGGCCAGAUCUUGAAAUCUAAGGCCUCAGCGAACCUGUGUUGUGUGGAUGGAACCGAGGGGCAGGAGGAGCUGCCUUCCUCAAGCACAAGGCACAGAUGUGUCUACGCCUGGGUGAAGCAGUGCUGGUCUGUCGCCGCCUGUCCAGAGCCGUGGAAAUACCCUUUGUCUUUAGCCCUUGGUUUUUAUAACAAAGUUAGUGUUGUGUCUAAAACUGAUGCAGGUUUCCCUGCAAGUGGAACUGUAACCUCUGACACUCCAGAAGAAAGCAGAGAAGAGGUUUCUGUCCUUCCCAGGGCCUUGUUACUCAGCUGCCCUGCCCCACACACGCACAGGUGGAACUUCUGUGAAUCACUUUUACAGAGACAGUCCGAUGAAGAGUAUUCCUAUCCUGAGCUGGUGAAGGUGGUGUGGUACAAGGGUAUUACAUACAGGCUUACCCAUAAAAAUGAAAACUCGAUAGAGAUUUAUCCUGGAGAUGGAUCAGUUUUCAAGUCAGAAGGAGCUUAUUUUGGUAACUAUUUUACAUAUUAUCCGAGUCAAGAAGAAUCAGAAAAGAGAGAAGAGAAAACUUAUUCCAUAAAUAACCUUCCUCCAGACAGACCAGGAAGUCUCUUCUCUGUACGUUCUUUGAUUAAACAGGCAGCCAGAAUUCUUCAACAUUGUGCCAAGACAAGGCUUUCACUGAGCCACAACUAUCACGCCUGCUGCUGGAAAACGGUACCUGGAAUAAAUGUUAACAAUACCCUGCCCAUGCUUCUGAAAGAGUCACUCAUACCCAGUGUGGGGAGAUUUCUUGCCUACUCUGAUGACAAAGUUCACGCUGUCUUUUUAGAUGGCGUCACUCUAACGCUGAAUUGGAAUUUCAGCUCCUCUAAUGAUAAAACUUGCCUCUUCUUUUUGCUUAAGAUAAAUCAAGGUCUCAACUUGGGUUGGUGCAGAUUAACUUUUCCUGAUGGACAGGAUCAGUUCAUUCAAAUUGAGCAUCCUGGAACAUAUGAAAGAUACGUGACAUCAGUGACAUCAUGGUGCAGAAGACUGACCCAGACUAGUCCAAGUCAGUUGCCCGAACAUCUGUCACCUGUUCUCAACGAAAAUUGGUCUGUUGCCUCUGAGCUUGAGAAAAUACAGAAAUUUAACUGGCUCCUGGAAAACAGUGGUGUCCUCCACUUGACUUCUAACAAGAAAAACGAACAGUGUUCUGAUGACUGUGCACCAGGCUCUUCAGAAACCUUGCUAGAAGCAACUAAUAAAGAGAGUGUAUCGGUAGCAUUGAAAAGAACUUCUGAAAUCCUUCAGGAUAUUGACUAUAUCUUGUCAAACUCUAGAAAGUGAAGAAUGGAAUUAUUACAACACUAAAUCUUAAGGAUGUUUCAAAUUCCUAGUAUGAAAUUGCUAGUAACCCAAGGAACUAUAAAUGUUACUUCUGCAGAACGUGCAGAACUGCUUUAACUUUGAUUGUAUUUUACCUAACUUGUAAAUUUUAGUGGGUGUGUCUGUAUGUAUAUAUCGGUAUAUAUACAUUUUUAAAAUAAAGAACUAUUUUGAGGGUUUUGAACUA